AAGAAAUUAAUUUUAUUUUUUAAAAAGAACGCGUCUCAUUUCCAAAAUUUAAUAAGAGCGACCAAAAUCUUGAUGAUUCACUUUCAAUUUCAAACCUUCUUUACUUCUUCAUCUUCAUCGAAACUCUAGCCACCUCUUUCAACUCUAACAAAACUAAAAAGCUAAAAACGACACCAAACAUAGCCUAAACGACACUCAAAAACAAGAAUGAUGAACCAAGAACGACACCAAGGCGGCGGAGGAGCACCGCACGGUAUACUACUGGCGGUUGUGGUGGUGCUGGUCAUCGUUGUGCCAUUCCUACUGGGCGACCAAGGCGAAGCACUGACCGAGGCCUUCUCCGAGCUCCUAAGCCCUAUCGGCCUCCUCCUCCUCCCUAUAAUUCUCCUUCUCACCAUUCAGUUCCUCUCCUCCGACCGCGGAUCCUUCGUAAACUCCAUUUUCUCAACCGGAGAACCCGAUUCGAUCCACCGUGUUAGCGGUUCACCAGUCGGCGUCGCCUUGUUUCUCGUCAUUAUUCUUUUCCUUCUUUACAAUCGCAUCUCCAUAUUCGGCGGCGACGAUGAUUCCGGCGAUUAAAACGAAUAUACCAACACAACUGGGCACCAUGGUCAAAUUUUACCCGGCGGAUUGAAGAGGGUGUUAAAAGUUGAGUAAUGAUUUUUGUACUCAAAUGUGAGAUGUUUCAACUAAUUUUUUUAAAUGGGUGUUAAUAUUAUUGUA
Molecule: messenger RNA, 723 nt
Organism: Cannabis sativa
Lineage: Eukaryota; Viridiplantae; Streptophyta; Magnoliopsida; Rosales; Cannabaceae
Exons: 2
Coding region: 208-579 (123 amino acids)
Source: RefSeq, a predicted model, not a curated record